CCUAUCCAAUGUAGGCAGUUCACAGCAACAUUCCUUUAUAUUUUCACGUGAAAUUUGUUUAGAAUUUUUGUUUUUAUUGUUAAUUUAGUGCGUGUGAAGUGGUGUUUUUUAAUGGCGUAAGAUUUGAAUUAAACAUAAAAUCAAUUUAUCUAUUACUUCUAAAGGUGAUUAAUCUAAUAAAAGAUGCAGAGUUGACAUAACGUUGUUGGUGUGAUAAUGAAACUGAAAGUGGACAUGUAUGCGUUUUCGUCUAUGUUGCUCUUGCUGUUGCGGAUAUCAAGUGCUGGUAGAGUCCAGGCUGCUGUCAGUUUUCUAUCAAACGCAUCAUAUCAAGAAAUGGAGUUUAAAGGGGAAACCAGUCUCUCUCUUAGUGACAUAUUACCCGUUGAAGCCAAGUAUUACGACAAGAACAGGGCUCCAAAGUCCCUCGGCGAGCCUACAAUUGUCUAUUUCCAUGUCACUGUAUUGUCUUUGGAUUCUAUCAAUGAAGAGAGUAUGACAUACGUAGCAGACAUAUUUCUGGCGCAGUCCUGGCGGGAUCCACGGCUACGACUCCCGGAGAACAUGCACGAGGAGUAUCGAAUCCUGGACGUUGAGUGGCUGAACAAUAUCUGGCGACCAGACUGCUUCUUCAAGAAUGCGAAAAAAGUCACUUUCCACGAAAUGAGCAUCCCGAAUCAUUAUCUGUGGCUGUAUCAUGACAAGACUCUUCUGUAUAUGGCUAAAUUGACUCUGGUCCUGUCGUGUGCAAUGAAGUUUGAAUCGUAUCCCCAUGACACUCAAAGCUGUUCUAUGAUGAUAGAGAGCUUAUCGCACACGGUACAUGAUCUGGUGUUUAUAUGGAAUCUGACUGAUCCGCUUGUCGUCAAUCCAGAAAUAGAGCUGCCACAGCUGGAUAUAUCAAACAAUUAUACUUCUGAUUGCACUAUUGAAUAUUCUACAGGCAAUUUCACCUGUCUAGCAAUCGUAUUCAACCUUCGUCGACGCCUGGGCUAUCACCUCUUCCACACUUACAUACCGUCAGCGCUGAUCGUUGUCAUGUCCUGGAUAUCAUUCUGGAUUAAGCCGGAAGCCAUCCCCGCACGGGUCACUUUGGGAGUCACUUCACUUUUGACAUUAGCGACACAAAACACGCAAUCUCAACAAAACCUACCUCCGGUCUCAUAUGUCAAGGCCAUAGAUGUUUGGAUGUCUUCCUGUUCGGUUUUCGUCUUCUUGUCUCUUUUCGAGUUUGCUGUGGUCAACAAUUAUAUGGGUCCAGUAGCGACGAAGGUCAUGAAGGGGUAUUCUGAUGAAGAUCUUUCGAGAGAUUUGGAUGCGUUCAAGCACAUUUUCCCAACUUCAGUGGAUCCUCGCGCCAGUACAUCGGCCUCGCUCCCGCAAUACGACACAUUCUGUAACGGGAGAGAGACGGCUGUAUACAUCGAUCGCUUCUCCCGAUUCUUCUUUCCGUUCUCCUUCUUCAUUCUCAACGUUGUUUAUUGGUCUACGUUCUUGUAGUUUCUUGUAAAUACUUGAAGGUUAUAUUGUUGCAGCUUAAACACCAAAAACUCUGUGAAUAAGUAGAAAAGAAUGAUGAAUAUUUAACGUUAGAUUGAAUACUAGAUGACCCGGUGAACUUCGUAUCACCUAAAUCUAAUAUAUAAAAUUCUCGUGUCGCGGUGUUUGUAGUUAAACUCCUCCGAAACGGCUUGACCGAUUCUCAUGAAAUUUUGUGUGCUUAUUGGGUA
Pieris napi is the source of this 1730-nucleotide messenger RNA. RefSeq names its product glycine receptor subunit alpha-4-like. The transcript is spliced from 9 exons. Gene Ontology annotation, molecular function: chloride channel activity; extracellular ligand-gated monoatomic ion channel activity; transmembrane signaling receptor activity. Lineage: Eukaryota; Metazoa; Arthropoda; Insecta; Lepidoptera; Pieridae. The coding region runs from base 217 to 1500 and encodes 427 amino acids. Gene Ontology annotation, biological process: nervous system process; chloride transmembrane transport; regulation of membrane potential. Gene Ontology annotation, cellular component: synapse; neuron projection; membrane. The record is from RefSeq and is a predicted model, not a curated record.